AUGGUACGGGGAAUAUCAAGACGCCCUAAGAACAAGGGCGCCGGUGCAGCCGCGGACGGCGCAAGCGGAGGCGCGAAGCCCAAGAAGGCCACCUUUGAGACAACCAAGAAGAAGGAGAUUGGUGUUUCCGAUCUGACUCUGCUGAGCAAAGUCUCCAACGAAGCCAUCAACGAUAAUUUGAAGAAGCGAUUUGAGGGCCACGAAAUUUAUACCUACAUUGGCCAUGUGUUGGUCUCAGUCAACCCUUUCAGGGACCUGGGCAUUUAUACUGAUCAGGUCCUCGAGAGCUACAUGGGCAAGAACCGACUCGAAAUGCCACCACACGUCUUCGCCAUCGCCGAGGCCUCGUACUACAACAUGAAGGCAUACAGCGACAACCAGUGUGUCAUUAUUUCAGGAGAGUCAGGAGCCGGAAAGACCGAGGCGGCCAAGCGCAUCAUGCAGUACAUUGCUAGUGUGUCUGGUGGAGAAUCCGGAGACAUCAAGCAGAUUAAGGACAUGGUGCUGGCAACCAACCCCUUACUAGAGUCUUUCGGAAACGCAAAAACACUUCGAAACAACAAUUCCUCGCGUUUUGGCAAGUAUCUACAGAUCUACUUCAACGCCCAGGGCGAACCCGUGGGUGCCGACAUCACAAACUACCUCCUGGAAAAGUCACGAGUGGUGGGCCAGAUCACGAACGAGCGAAACUUCCAUAUCUUUUACCAAUUCGCGAAGGGCGCUUCACAACAAUACCGAGAAACAUUCGGCGUUCAAAAACCCGAGACCUACGUCUAUACCAGUCGGUCAAAAUGCUUGGACGUGGACGGUAUCGACGAUCUCGCCGAGUUUCAGGACACGCUUAAUGCCAUGAAGGUUAUUGGCCUUACUCAGGCUGAGCAAGAUGAAAUUUUUCGAAUGCUGGCGGCUAUCCUAUGGAUUGGAAAUAUCCAGUUUCAGGAGGAUCAGGGCGGCUACGCAGAGGUUAUCGAUCGAUCAGUGGUUGACUUUGCCGCUUACCUGUUAGAAGUUACCCCUGACCAGCUCAUCAGCGGUAUCACAAUUCGAAUCCUGACACCUCGAAAUGGCGAAGUCAUCGAAUCGCCCGCCAACCCUGCCCAAGCACAGGCUACGCGAGAUGCUCUGGCAAUGGCUAUCUACAGCAAUCUUUUCGACUGGAUCGUCGAGCGCAUUAACAAGUCUCUCAAGGCGAGGCAACCGACAACCAAUACAAUCGGCAUUCUGGAUAUCUACGGAUUCGAAAUUUUCGAGAAGAACAGUUUUGAGCAGCUGUGCAUCAACUACGUCAACGAGAAGUUGCAACAGAUCUUCAUUCAACUGACUCUCAAGGCCGAGCAGGAGGAAUAUGCCAGGGAACAGAUUCAAUGGACUCCUAUCAAGUACUUCGAUAACAAGGUUGUGUGCGACCUUAUCGAACAGAUCCGGCCAGUUGGUAUCUUCUCUGCUAUGAAGGAUGCCACCAAGACCGCACACGCUGACCCUGCUGCUUGCGAUCGCACAUUCAUGCAGAGUAUCAACGGCAUGUCUCAUGCUCAUCUUACCCCUCGACAAGGAAACUUCAUCAUCAAGCAUUACGCUGGUGAUGUCACCUAUACUGUCGAAGGUAUUACGGACAAGAACAAGGAUCAGCUUCUCAAGGGGCUUUUGAACCUCUUCCAGCACAGUGGAAACCAAUUUGUUCAUACCCUGUUCCCUCGGCCCGUUGACCAAGAUAACCGAAAGCAGCCUCCUUCUGCAGGCGAUCGCAUCCGAGCUUCCGCCAAUGCCCUGGUCGAGACGUUGAUGAAGUGCCAGCCCUCAUACAUCCGUACUAUCAAGCCCAACGAGAACAAGUCGCCAACAGAAUAUAACAGCCCUAAUGUAUUGCAUCAGAUCAAGUAUCUUGGUCUUCAAGAAAACGUUCGCAUUCGUCGUGCCGGUUUUGCUUACCGCCAAGAUUUCGACAAGUUCGUUGAUCGAUUCUUCCUCUUGUCUCCUGCUACCUCAUACGCUGGUGAAUUCACUUGGGAGGGAACAACUGAGGCUGCUGUAAAGCAGAUUCUCAAGGAUACCAGCAUUCCUAAGGAAGAGUGGCAAAUGGGUGUUACCAAGGCCUUCAUCAAAGCCCCUGAGACGCUCUUUGCCCUUGAGCAUAUGAGAGACAGAUACUGGCACAACAUGGCUACGCGAAUUCAGCGCAUGUGGAGGGCUUACCUCGCCUACCGAGCCGAGUCGGCGACCCGAAUUCAGCGAUUCUGGCGGAAGAAGCGAACCGGAGCAGAGUACCUUCAGCUUCGUGACCAUGGCCACCAGGUCCUGGGAGGUCGCAAGGAAAGACGCCGUAUGAGUCUGCUGGGUUCUCGACGAUUCCUUGGUGACUAUCUGGGUGUCAAUGCAAGCACCGGCCCCGGAGCUCAGAUCCGCAACGCAGCUAGUAUUGGUACAAACGAAAAGGCGGUAUUUUCAUGCCGUGCUGAGAUUCUGGAGGCCAAGUUUGGUCGAUCCAGUAAAGCAAGCCCUCGAAUCAUCGUCGUCACCACCAACAAGUUCUAUAUCAUUGCUCAAAUGCUUGUGAAUGGCCACCCACAAAUCUCAGUUGAGAAAGCGGUGCCCUUGGGAGCCAUCAAGUUCAUCGGCGCCUCAUCAGCGCGCGAUGAUUGGUUCUCGCUUGGCAUUGGCUCCCCUCAGGAACCUGACCCCCUCAUGAAUUGUAUGCUCAAGACAGAAAUGUUUACUCAGAUGCAGCGAGUGAUGCCCGGUGGAUUCAACCUUAAGAUCGCUGAGACAAUCGAGUAUGCCAAGAAGCCCGGCAAGAUGCAGCAGGUCAAGGUCCUGAAGGAUUCACAACUUCCAGUUGAUUACUAUAAGAGUGGUGCUGUGCACACGCAGCCCGGUGAGCCACCGAGCUCCAUCUCUAGACCUACACCCAAGGGCAAGCCUGUACCUCCUCGCCCCAUCACUCGAGGCAAGCUGAUCAAGCCUGGUGGCCCCAACGGUCGACCUUCUCGCAUCCAGGGCAACCGAACUGCCAAGCCUAGACCAGGGGCAGGUCGAGCCGUGCCUCAACCACCAGCUGCUGUCUCUAAUAUCGCCGCUGUUCCCGCUGCCGCAGCCCAAAGCACUCCUCGUAUCGCCCCUCGUCCUGGUGCCAACGCUGCUACUCCAAUUCCCGCUGCCCACAACGCUCUCCCAAGCCAUACUCGCAAUGCUAGUGGCGCUGGACGUGCACCCCCACCGCCGCCUCCUGCUGUCGCAGCACGCCCACCAAGCCCACCCAAGGUGAUGGCCAAGGUCUUGUAUGACUUUGCUGGACAACGAGAAAACGAGCUCACAAUCACCGCUAAUGAGAUCGUUGAGAUCGUGCAGAAGGAAUCCAAUGGUUGGUGGCUAGCCAAGAACCCUCAAACUGCACAACAGGCUUGGGUCCCUGCAGCAUAUGUCGAGGAACAAGCUCCACCUGCGCCUCGAGCUCCUCCGGCUCCUCCGCGAUCCAAGCCAACACCCCCUGCGCCCCCAGCCAAGCGUCCUGCUGCUAACCGUAAGCCUGCCGAGCUUCAGCAGCGUGACUCUGGCAUGAGCCUCAAUACGCCCAAUGGAGGAGACAGCCGCAGCAGCACACCAACACCCAGCUUAGGUGGGAGUUUAGCGGAUGCUCUUCUGGCCAGGAAGAAUGCUAUGCAAAAGGAAAAGGAGGAUGACGAUGACUGGUAG
Molecule: messenger RNA, 3690 nt
Organism: Fusarium fujikuroi IMI 58289
Lineage: Eukaryota; Fungi; Ascomycota; Sordariomycetes; Hypocreales; Nectriaceae
Product: probable myosin I heavy chain
Exons: 3
Coding region: 1-3690 (1229 amino acids)
Biological process (GO): actin filament organization; vesicle transport along actin filament; endocytosis
Cellular component (GO): microvillus; cytoplasm; vesicle
Molecular function (GO): microfilament motor activity; ATP binding; actin filament binding
Source: RefSeq, a predicted model, not a curated record